GACGUCUUGCAUCCAGUUACAGCGUCAUACAUCUUUUAAGACAAUGUUACGAUCGGCUGCAACCGCUGUCCUUACUAAGGCAUUUAGGACAAAUUGCCAACUCUUGCCACGUGUGACGACAAGUGUAUCCCAGCAGCGAUGGAUCAUGUCUGCCACUGCACAGGACCAGGAUGAGAAGGUGUGGACAGGGCAGGAGAGCCUGGCUGACUCGGACCCUGACAUGUGGGGUCUGCUGCAGAAGGAGAAGGACAGACAGCUCCGAGGACUGGAACUCAUCGCUUCCGAGAAUUUCUGCAGCAAGGCGGCCCUGGAAGCUCUGGGUUCCUGUCUGAACAACAAGUACUCUGAAGGGUACCCAGGACAGAGGUACUACGGAGGUGCAGAGAUUGUGGACCAGAUUGAGCUCCUGUGUCAGCAGCGAGCCCAGCAGGCCUUCCGUCUGGACCCGGAGCGGUGGGGAGUGAACGUCCAGCCCUACUCCGGCUCUCCCGCUAACUUUGCUGUCUACACUGCAUUGCUGAACCCACAUGACAGGGUCAUGGGUCUGGACUUGCCUGAUGGUGGACAUCUCACCCAUGGUUUCAUGACUGACACCAAGAGAAUCUCUGCAACCUCCAUCUACUUUGAAUCCAUGCCAUACAGGCUGAACCCCCAGACAGGUCUGAUUGACUAUGACAAGCUGGAGGAGACAGCGCGACUAUUCCGUCCACGGAUGAUCAUCGCGGGAACCAGCGCCUACGCCAGGCUGAUCGACUACAAAAGGAUGCGAGAGAUCUGUGAUGAGCACGGUGCCUACCUGUUGGCAGACAUGGCGCACAUCUCAGGCCUGGUGGCUGCUGGGGUCAUCCCCAGCCCAUUCGAGUACGCUGAUGUCGUCACAACUACCACUCACAAAACCCUGCGAGGGGCAAGAGCUGGCCUGAUCUUUUUCCGCCGCGGGGUCAAAGGUCAGAACAAGAAGACGGGGAAGGACAUCAUGUACGACUUUGAGCGCAGAAUCAAUUUUGCCGUGUUCCCAUCUCUGCAAGGAGGUCCCCACAAUCAUGCCAUCGCUGCUGUGGCUGUGGCACUAAAACAGGCGCAGACACCCAUGUUCCGUGAGUACCAGGAACAGGUGAUGAGCAACACCAAGGCCAUGGCCGAGUCUCUGAUGUCCAAAGGCUACAAACUAGUCUCAGAUGGCACAGACAACCACCUUGUUCUAGUGGACCUGCGUCCGAAGGGCAUCGACGGAGCUCGUGUGGAGCGGGUGUGUGAACUGGCCUCCAUCACCUGCAACAAGAACACCUGUCCUGGGGACAAGAGUGCGCUCACACCUGGAGGACUCAGGCUGGGAGCUCCAGCGCUGACGUCACGUUGUAUGAAGGAAGACAACUUCCGUCAGGUGGUGGACUUUAUUGACGAGGCUGUGCAGAUUGGUCUACAGGUCAAGGACAAGACUGGUCCCAAGAUGGUGGAUUUCAAGAAGUUCCUCCUGGAAGAUGAAGAGACUGUUGGCAGGAUCUCUGACCUGCGUGCUCGUGUGGAGAGUUUCGCUCGCACAUUUCCUAUGCCAGGCUUCGAUGACCAUUAAGUCAUCACUGUAAAACAUAUUCCUUUUUUUCAUGUUGAAAAUCAGUACCACAAAUCUUGAUAAUUUCUAAUGAAAUACUUUAACAGAACACUACAUUUUACUUUAAAAACAAAACAUGAAAAAGUAUGCAAAAAUUUUAAUCUGAAAAGGAGAUAUACUUGUGGAAACAGAGUUACUUUUUCUCCAUUCCUUUUUGUUAGUGCAGAAGAUGUGGUUGGGUGAGAGUACAGAAUAGUCAGCCGUGGUCUACUACUCUACUUUAGUUUGGCUUUCUGUAAAGUGGGAUGAAUUUUUUUUUUUUUUUCAAAGGUAGUGGUUUAAGUUUGAGUUGCCAUAAAGUUUUCCUGACGGAUAUCAAAAUGAGUUACAUUAGACUGAAGACUUGCAAAGCUAUUUACUUGCCUUAUUGAAAUUGAUAAGUCCUCCAGCCCGAAAGAUCCCUCAGUGUGAAAAAGGUGAUAAAGAUGUUUAAACAAGAAGAAUAAGAAAAACUAUUUUGUUCUCAGAAGGAACAAAAAAAAUUUUUGACCUGAUUCUAAGAUGAGUGAAAUAAAAUGCAAACAUGGCCUCUACAAACAUCUUCUUCAAAUUUAAAAUUUGAUGUAAAAUUGUAUAUAUAAAUAUGGUCCCUGGAUGUUGGGAUAUCCGUGACUUACGAUUGGCCGAUUCCUACAUGUACACAUUGUACAUGUAUCUCAAGGAAAAUCUGUGAGUGUGUUGAUUGGCUGCACUCUUGACCAAUCAGCUUGAGGGAUAUUAGUGUUGCUUUUUCCACUGCUCUACCAAGUAUAAUAUGUCAGGCAUUUCAAAACCCUAGCCCUUUUUUCUUGAAUUCUUGGUCAGUGGUAUACUAACUGUAUUAUUUAUUUAUUUAUUAGUUACUUAUAUUAUUAGGACAGACAGUCCAUUUAGUAAUGUUAGUUCCCUAUAUAACAUGGUUUGACAUGCAACAUGGCCAACUCCACUGCAGUUCUACGAAAGCUUUGGAAAGUAUAAUUUGCAUGGACAUUUAUUUAAAGUAGAAUCUAGAAAUACAACUUGUUUUUCAAAACGGACCUUACAAACACUAUACAUGAACUAAUACAGCUACAUAUUGUAUCUACUUUAUGUACAAAGAGAAUUAUGGAUAUUUAAACAUGUUAAGAUAUGGGUAUUGGUAGUUAUUAAUAUUUAGUUAGGUGUGUCGACAUGACAGGUGUAUUUGGGUAGUGCCAAAGGUUGCCAUUGUCUGCUCUUUGUAGUUUAGAAUAGUUCAAGCAACAAUAACAGAAUGUGUCAUUGUACUGAGUAUGUAUACUGUAUAGCAUGGGUACCUUAGUAUUACCACACAUACUAAGCUAAUUAUACAACCUAAUUUUGAGAGAAGGUAUAUACUAGGCACUGAAUGUAGACUUGUCAGCUUCCUUUCUUAUUCUCUGACCUUGAAAACAACAAUGUUGUUCAUCCAAACGAAGUGUUGAGAGCAAAGACAACAACGAUAUGCAAAAACAUUGGUUUUCAUAAUAAUUUUGGUAAUUGAUUUGUCUCAAGUAACUGUCUAUAUUGGAAUAGUAAAAGUUUCUGUGCACAAUACUUCUCUCAAAAUUGCCAUUCUCAAUGUGUAUUUCUUUGAAACAAUUGUGAAUUAGAUUUGACACUGCCAUCACCAAUACUUCUUUAAUAUCUUUCUUUAUUCAAUUUAUGACAGGAGUAUAAAGUAUUAUUAGGCUGAAUGAAAAUGCUUAGAAUGUAGAAUCAAAAAGCUCUGAUACUAACAAUGCAUAUGGUGUAUAUUAUAAUGUACUUGUACAUUAUGGUAGUAGGAGUGGUAGAUAAACAGAACAGUCUGUUUAAGUGUCGGGAUAUAGAAAUAGGAUUGUAGACCUACAUGUUUAACAGUAUAGACUUCUAGAACUGUGAUUGUAGGCUCACAGUAGAAGUUAGAACAUACUUAGCAGCGUAGAUUGUUGUAGAACUGAGAUUGUAGGCUUACAGAGCAAGACAUUUACUAGUUUGAUACAAAACUGGAAUGGUACUACAAAGUAGUCUGCCAUAGAAUUAUGGUUGUAGCUGGUUGUACCUUGUAGAGUGUAACAAUAUACAAUGUAUCUCUAGCUCAUCAGCCAUGAAGAGAUGUGUACAUGACAUUAGAACUGUAUGUAGAUGAAACAUCAUGAACUGUAGACUUACAUGUAUAGAAUCAUGAUUGUAUAGUUUAACAGACCUGAUAAAACUUAACAGCUACACGUAUACUGUUGUAGCUGAAUUUGUAGAUUGGCAUAUGUAUGAUUGUAGAGAGGAUAGUGGUACAAAACCAGCACCAGUAUACAUGUAUACAAACUUGUAGAUUUAUACAGGACACACUUACUCAAUUGUAGAUUCUUGCAGAACUGUAUAUUGCUAUUGUGUAUAGUUAAACUUUGUAAACUAGGGUCACUAUGCACUUCAAAUAGCACAUAACAGUCAGUCAAAUUCACUCUCUUCACACUAUUAUAUCAGACUACAUGUACUGUAUACCUAUUUAUGUGUAAAGUUUUGCGUUGGGAUACUGUAUGUCAUAGGAAGCAUGUUAGAACUCAGCCAGUAUAUGUUGAUGGCUUGUAAAGAUGUUAUACGCAAUAUAUGAAUACUUGCCAGUCACAG
This is a messenger RNA of Branchiostoma floridae (Florida lancelet), 4195 nucleotides long. RefSeq names its product serine hydroxymethyltransferase, mitochondrial-like. The record is from RefSeq and is a predicted model, not a curated record. The transcript has 14 exons. Bases 44 to 1573 code for a protein of 509 amino acids. Lineage: Eukaryota; Metazoa; Chordata; Leptocardii; Amphioxiformes; Branchiostomatidae. Gene Ontology annotation, cellular component: cytoplasm; mitochondrial matrix; cytosol. Gene Ontology annotation, molecular function: zinc ion binding; pyridoxal phosphate binding; mRNA 5'-UTR binding. Gene Ontology annotation, biological process: folic acid metabolic process; tetrahydrofolate interconversion; protein homotetramerization.